Molecule: messenger RNA, 1335 nt
Organism: Truncatella angustata
Lineage: Eukaryota; Fungi; Ascomycota; Sordariomycetes; Amphisphaeriales; Sporocadaceae
Product: pectin lyase fold/virulence factor
Exons: 4
Coding region: 1-1335 (444 amino acids)
Source: RefSeq, a predicted model, not a curated record
AUGGUUAUAUGGGUAUUGAGUUCAACUGUAUCAGCGUUAAGUAACUCCGCCUUCAUACAAGAACAACCAAUUGAGGUUAAUAAAUCUACGACUUACGAAGUCUUAAUACGUGCGAACGAUGCGUCCGCGAAUGGCACGUGGACUACCGUCCCUCUGUACUCUGCCAUCGUAGCUGAGAUCAAUGCUACAACAAGGAGCUCAAAGAAAUACUCUACCCAGUUCGGGGUCUUUGAUUAUGAUGGGACCGUGCAAGUAUCGGUCACGCCUAAUCCGACUAUCUUCCCUGUUCUCUCAUCUGUCCGCAUACGGCCGUUAUCUUAUGGGAUUCUGCCGGAUCCAUGCAACAAUAUCGUUGUGGAAGUGAACGACGAUAUAUUUAACGUUGUUCAUCUCUUCACAAGUGAGAUCGAGACAGAUCCCAUCGCGGAACAGGAGGCGGCCAAUCGCAGUGAUCUUGUAUACUAUGGACCCGGCUAUCAUGAACUGCCAGGCCAACUCAAUCUCACAUCCGGUCAAACGCUUGUCGCAGGAACCGCUGUCAGUAUUGUCAACGCCUCUGACAUCGCGGUUAGAGGAAGGGGUUUUCUUUCAGCCGCUAUCAGCAUACAGUACUCGAGCAAUAUCAUCAUUGAUGGCGCCUUCGUGUCAACAGGAGGGUUCCUUGUGGCCCAAUCCCAGUUGAUCCAUGCUCGCGGCUGGCGCAGCAUCACCAGUCACCAGUGGGGCGACGGCAUGGAUAUAUACUGUAGCCAGGAUGUGCUCGUGGAGAAGGUCUUCAUACGCAGUUCAGACGACUGUAUCGCGCUCUACCAGCACCGCAAUGAUUGGUGGGGCAACUCGUCGAAUAUAACGGUACGGGACCCAUCGCUCUGGGCCGACAUUGCUCAUCCAAUCAACGUCGGUACGCACGGAAACCCAUUGAGCCCAGAGACAAUGGACGGAGUUACUUUUCGGAAUAUCGAUAUUCUCGACCAGCGAGAGCCGCAGAUUAAUUACGAAGGCACCAUCGCCUUUAGCAUCGGUGAUGAGAACUCGGUUCAGAAUGUUGAAAUUGAUGACAUUCGAUCCAAUAAUGCACCGGGCCGUGGGCUGAAGAUUGUCACAGUGAAGGAUAUGGCCUAUAACUCCGACAAGAGUAAUGGCCACACAAUCAACACCGCAGCCAUAUACAGCUAUGCUGAGGAUUGUUCGGUUGACUUUGUCGAUUUCCAGGGUUUAACUAUCAACGGUCUGCACGUCUGGGAUAACAUGACCAAGCCAAGCUGGUAUGUCACGACGGACUACGUCCCGGCGGUAGUUGGCAGCUUUGUGAACAACUUGACAUUCUCUGCAUGA